ACGAGACCCCGGGCCAAACGGUGUUGGGAUGAUGGUUCUUUGAUUACAGAUUGUCAUAAAGCCCAGCACACAGAGAAUUGCAAGUUGCAAUGGAUUUUGGAAGCCCAGAAAGUGUCAAAGAUUUCCCUGGUCUUUAUGGACAUGAAAGAGAACCUGAUAGUGAUUCGGAGAGCCAUGGGAGUAAGCAGCUGAUUAGCAAGCGCAAAGACAAGAAGGAAAAGGAUAUUGGCUAUGCCGCUCUGGGUGACAGCUCGGGAGAUGAAGAAGAGGAUGGAAAGAGCCCUCUGAGAGGAAAGUUGGGAAACCCUUUUAAGUUCUCGAAGAAAGAGAAGCGUGAAAAAGAAAAGAAAGAGCAGCACAGGGAGAAGGAACAAAAAGUAAAGGAAGCGAAAGAAAAGGAGCACAAACUGAAAGAUUCUAAAGAAAAACAAAAGGAGGAUAAAACAAAAGAAAAAGCAAGAGAGGAAAAGGCGAAAGAUAAAACGAAGGAAGAGAAGCUGAAAGAGAAGGAAAAGCAAAAAGAGGAAAAGAACAGAGAAAAGGAGAAAACCAAAGAGAAGGGAAAGGAAAAAGGAAAGGAUGAGAAGACCAAAGAAAAGUAUAAAGACUCUAAGGAGAAGUUGAAAGACACGAAAGAACUUAAGGAUUCUUCAAAAGACUCACAUGAAGAACGGAAAAAGAAGAAGAAAGAUCAGAGCAAGGGAAAAGAAAGAAAAAAGUCAGAUCCUGUGGUGGCCGUGGAGGAGGAGCCGGUGUUCGGUGUACCGCUGGCGCUGGCGGUGGAGCGCAGCAAGUGUCACGAUGGCGUACAGCUGCCGGCCAUCGUCCGAGAGUGUAUCGACUUCAUCGAACAGAACGGCCUGAACUGCGAGGGCAUCUACCGUCUGUCCGGGGUCAAGUCCAAGGUACAGCAGCUGAAGCGCGGCUACAACUGCCGCGACGCCGUCUGCCUGUACGACCACGAGCCACACACGGUGGCCAGCCUGCUCAAGCUCUUCCUCAGGGAGCUGCCGGAGCCGGUGCUGACCGCGGAGCUGCUGCCGCUGUUCGACAACCGC
Messenger RNA from Pollicipes pollicipes, 1058 nucleotides. Its product is annotated as ralA-binding protein 1. The record is from RefSeq and is a predicted model, not a curated record. Gene Ontology annotation, molecular function: GTPase activator activity; small GTPase binding. The transcript has 7 exons. The annotation marks the transcript as partial. Gene Ontology annotation, biological process: small GTPase-mediated signal transduction. NCBI's taxonomy places the organism in Eukaryota, Metazoa, Arthropoda, Thecostraca, Pollicipedomorpha, Pollicipedidae.